Charadrius vociferus (killdeer) is the source of this 1014-nucleotide messenger RNA. It is a transcript of the gene RNASEH1, whose product is annotated as ribonuclease H1. Lineage: Eukaryota; Metazoa; Chordata; Aves; Charadriiformes; Charadriidae. The transcript is spliced from 6 exons. Gene Ontology annotation, biological process: DNA replication, removal of RNA primer. The record is from RefSeq and is a predicted model, not a curated record. The coding region runs from base 193 to 648 and encodes 151 amino acids. Gene Ontology annotation, molecular function: nucleic acid binding; RNA-DNA hybrid ribonuclease activity.
GGGGCACACAGUCUUCCAGCUGUAACACAGGAAAAUAGUAGCCAGAGAGAAGAACCAGAAAUAAGCAUCUUGUGUUGCAAUACAUGCAAAAGGCCGUAUGAACAGUCUGCAAGCGAAGAGCACAUUGCAAAGCGUGUAAAACAUGACGAAGUAUACUCAGCGCCAACAGUCAGUGAAGAUAAAUUUUCAUAUAUGGGUGACUUUGCAGUCGUUUAUACAGAUGGUUGUUGUUCGGGUAACGGACGUAAUAGGGCACGUGCUGGAAUAGGUGUCUACUGGGGACCAGGCCACCCUUUAAAUACCAGUGAAAGACUUCCUGGACGGCAGACGAACCAAAGAGCUGAAAUACAUGCAGCCUGCAAAGCAAUAGAGCAAGCGAAGAGUCAAAACAUCAAGAAACUAAUUAUCUACACUGAUAGCAAGUUCACUAUUAAUGGUAUUACGAGCUGGGUUGACAACUGGAAAACGAAUGGCUGGAGAACAAGUUCAGGAGGAAGUGUAAUAAAUAAAGAAGAUUUUGAAAGACUCGAUAAUCUUUCAAAAGGCAUAGAAAUUCAGUGGAUGCAUAUUCCCGGUCACGCUGGCUUCCAAGGAAAUGAAGAAGCUGAUAGACUAGCAAGAGAAGGAGCUAGUAAACAAAAGUCCUGAUGUACCGGAACCAGAGACUGUUGCAGUGGGAGGAAAAGGACUGACAUCACAGUGACAAUUUGAACUGCUGUAAUUGUUUCGGAGUUGAACUUUGAACUGUACUCCUUUCUGGCCUGAAGUGUUAAAUAUAUACCAACUUCUGUGGAGAGAAAAAAACCCAAGUUUUCUUCUAUAGCGUUUGUUUUACAAUCGAGUCAAUAUUUAGUUGAUGAUACCAAGUGUUUGCUUUGUCUCUAUCUUAUGGAAGGGCCGUGAUCAGUGUUUUUAGCUGUCAUGUAGACUUCUGAAUUCACCAUAAAGACAGACUUUAAAUCUUUAUCCUAAGUGUUCUGUAUUUUCCUCAUAAUGAAAUAAUUUUUUGUACAG